GAUCUUUUUAGUUUCAGUAUAAAAACCUUCGAUCUGUUGGUCCAUAUCAUCAGUUGUUUGACUUCUAUCAAUUGAAGUAGUCUAAAAUUACUCUGUUCAUUUUUAAACCUCCAAUAAACAAACAUAAAAUGGUUUCUAAAUUUUUUAUAUGUCUAGCUGUACUUGCCUUUGCUGCCGUUGCCUUCGCUUCAGAAAAUGAACGUGUAAAGAAAGCCGUAAUUAUUGGGGGACCAGUUGAUGCUACUGCCUAUCCAGGUGCCCUCGGAUAUGCUCACGGUUACGCCACUCCAUACAGCCAUGCUUACAACGCGUACCCGUAUGGUCUUGCCCGUGGAUACGCUACCCCCUACAACUAUGCUUACAACUCCCUUCCAUAUAGCCAUGCUGCAUACAAUGCUCAUGCUUACGGAUACAGCCACCCAUGGGCUUCAUACGGCAAAACAGCUUACAACUACAACGGAUACCACCCCUACAGCAGCUGGAACGGACUACACCACGGACUCUACAACAACUAUUACGGAUCGGCUUAUCCAUAUUCUUAUUGAACAACAUGAACCCUUAAUUUCGAUAUCCUGUUAAAUACCAUAAUCAAACUAAUUGAUGAAACUUUAUUACAUUUUUAACUGAGUAUAUAUUAGCAAUAUGUGCAACAGAAAAAGUGUUAUUGUUUUUUUUUUAAUAAAAUAAUAAUUGAUUUAAA
Molecule: messenger RNA, 700 nt
Organism: Daktulosphaira vitifoliae (grape phylloxera)
Lineage: Eukaryota; Metazoa; Arthropoda; Insecta; Hemiptera; Phylloxeridae
Exons: 3
Coding region: 129-545 (138 amino acids)
Source: RefSeq, a predicted model, not a curated record